Brassica napus (rape) is the source of this 2079-nucleotide messenger RNA. Its product is annotated as formin-like protein 20. The transcript is spliced from 3 exons. The coding region runs from base 1 to 2079 and encodes 692 amino acids. The record is from RefSeq and is a predicted model, not a curated record. NCBI's taxonomy places the organism in Eukaryota, Viridiplantae, Streptophyta, Magnoliopsida, Brassicales, Brassicaceae.
AUGGGAGGCGAUGAGUACAAACUGUACUUGGGUGGCAUCGUGGCGCAGCUACAUAAACAUUUCCCAAACGCCUCUUUCAUGGUGUUUAACUUUAAAGAAGGAGAACAGCCUAGUCAAAUAUCAGAUGUCUUGUCUAAGUACGACAUGACGGUUAUGGAUUAUCCUACUCACUACGAGGGUUGUCCGCUUCUAACACUAGAGAUGAUCCAUCACUUUUUAAAAUCGAGUGAGAGCUGGUUAUCAUUAGAAGGUCAACAAAAUGUUCUGUUGAUGCAUUGCGAAAGAGGUGGUUGGCCUGUUCUUGCUUUUAUGUUAUCAGGACUACUAUUAUACAGAAAGCAGUAUCAGGGAGAGCAGAAGACUCUCGAGAUGGUACAGAAACAAGCUCCCAUGGAGCUUCUUCGUCUUUCUUUUCCACUAAACUCGCAGCCUUCUCAACUAAGAUAUCUUCAGUACAUUUCUAGAAGAUCUUUAGGCUCUGAUUGUCGUUCUUUCGAGACGCCUCUUCUUUUGGAUUGCUUGAUUCUUAGAGAUCUCCCAUAUUCUCAAGGUUGCAUGCCAGUUUUAAGGGUUUACGGUCAGGACCCUAAUGCCGGACCCAACAGGAGUUCCAUGCUUCUCUUCUCUACACCAAAAACAAAGAAGCAAACUUGUCUCUACCAACAGGAAGAGUGUAUCCAGGUGAAGUUAGAUAUCCAGUGCCGUGUUCAAGGGGAUGUUGUUCUGGAAUGCAUGCACUUGCAUGAUGAUUUGGUGCGUGAGGAGAUUGUCUUUAGAAUCAUGUUCCACACAGCAUUUGUACGUGGUAAUGUUUUAGUGGUCCAACACGAUGAGAUGGAUAAACGUUGGAAGGCCAAGGACCAGUUCCCAAAGGAAUUUAAGGCAGAGGUACUAUUCUCCGGAGCUGACGCUGGGGUGCCUUCUAUCGCAACAUCCACAAUGUCAGAAGAUGAGGAUUUCGAUAUUAUUUCACGUAAAGAGUUUUAUGAAGUGGAGGAGAUCUGCAGCGGCAUUGACGGUCCUGACAAUAAGACUGACUUGGAUAGUUUCGUAGUUGUUGAUGUUUCUGAGGCCACAUCAGUUUUACACUCUUCACAAGCAGCUGUGUCACCUCUACCUCCGCUUGUGUCCUAUUCAAUAGACCCUCCUCAAACAUCUCAGCUCUCAUCACCACCCCCACCACCUCCUCCACCACCAUCUUCAUUUCCAUAUGCCUCGCAAAACAGUAGAACCGUGUUGCCUCCACCAUCACUGCCGCCGCCUCCAUUUUCAUAUGUGAGUCAAAACAGAAGAACCAUUUUGACUCCACCGUCACUUUCACCACCUCCACCUCCACCACCACCACCUCCAUUUUUAUAUGUGAGGCCAAACAGAAGAACCAUUUUGCCUCCACCGUCACUUCCACCACAUCCACAUCCACCCCCACCACCACCUCCAUUUUCAUAUAUGGAGCGAAACAGAAGAACCAUUUUGCCUCCACCUCCAUUUUCAUAUGUGAGGAAAAACAGAAGAACCAUUUUGCCUCCACGGUCCCUUCCACCACCUCCAUUUUCAUAUGUGAGGCAAAACAGAAGAACCAUUUUGCCUCCACCGUCACUUCCAUCACCUCCACCUCUACCACCACCUCCAUUUUUAUAUGUGAGGCGAAACAGAAGAACCAUUUUGCCUCCACCGUCACUGCCACCAUCUCCUCGGAUGCGUGCCCCAUCACCACCACAACCUCCCCCAAGGCGUGGACUAGCACCAAUACCUCCUGUUUGUAGAGGGUUUGUGGGGCCGCCACCUCCACCACCUGCUGGUAGACCAAGAUCUCUGGGUGGUGGACCUCUUCCACCUUCAAUGUUGGGUGCUAGAAGAGCUGCAGUUGAUCCCAAGAGUGCAGGAAGAAAGUUUGGCCUAUUACGUCCAAUGUAUGGAGCACCACCACCACCUCCACCGAUGCGUAGAGGAGCCCCAUUGCCACCGCCUCCACCGAUGCGCAUAGGGGCCACACAUCGUGUUCCGGUUCCUGGUGUUAGAGAGCGCUUGGGGCACCGCCACGGCGCCACCUCCAUCUUCAGGUGCAGACAGAGGGCGUGA